Triticum dicoccoides is the source of this 4306-nucleotide messenger RNA. Its product is annotated as putative disease resistance protein RGA4. Gene Ontology annotation, molecular function: ADP binding. The coding region runs from base 73 to 3786 and encodes 1237 amino acids. Lineage: Eukaryota; Viridiplantae; Streptophyta; Magnoliopsida; Poales; Poaceae. The transcript has 3 exons. The record is from RefSeq and is a predicted model, not a curated record.
CUCACACCAUUAUUGUCUUCCUCACCUUGUUGCUUCUCUGUGUUCUUUGCAUGUGUUUUCCUUAGUGUUCCCAUGGCGGAGCUGGUGGCCACCAUGGUCGUCGGACCACUGCUCUCCAUUCUCAACAAUAAGGUAUCCAGCAGCCUGCUCGACCAGUACAAGGUGAUGAAAGGCAUGGAGGAGCAACAUGAGAUCCUAAUGCGCAAGCUUCCUGCCAUUCUGGACAUCAUCGCCGACGCCGAGAAGGCGGCAUCCCUGAGAAGAGGUGCAGCGGCCUGGCUCGAGGCCAUCAAGAAAGUGGCUUACCAGGCCAAUGAAGUCUUUGAUGAGUUCAAGUACGAGGCACUUCGCCGCAAGGCCAAAAAGGAGGGACACUACAAGGAGCUUGGCUUUGAUGUGGUAAAACUCUUUCCCACCCACAACCGCUUCGUCUUCCGUAACAGGAUGGGAAGGAAGCUCCGCAAGAUUGUGCAGGCCAUCGAGGUCCUUGUGACCGAAAUGAACGCCUUUGGCUUUAAGUAUGAGGAACAGCCGCUGGUCUCCAGUCAAUUACGGCAGGCUGGUCAUGCUAACACUGACCCAGAGGAAAUCAAAGAAAUCAUCAAUGAAUCCAGAGCCAAUGAUAAGGGUGCAAUUGUUAGUAGACUAGUUGGGCAAGCUAACAAUGCAGAUCUCACAGUUGUUCCCAUCGUUGGAAUGGGCGGUCAGGGCAAGACCACCUUAGCGCAACUUGUUUACAACGAACCUGCAAUUAAGAAGCAUUUUGAUUUGCUCCUAUGGGUGUGUGCAUCUGAAUGCUUUGAUGUGGACUCCUUGGCUAAAAGUAUAGUUGAAGAAGCUCAUGAGAAGAAGGAUGAUAGCAAAGAUGCAGCCACUUCCAAGAAGACACCACCGGAUAUUCUUCAGAAUGUAGUAAGCGGGCAAAGGUACCUCCUUGUAUUGGAUGAUUUCUGGGAACGUCAGGUUGAGAUUUGGAGACAGCUCAAGGCCCGCCUUGAAUAUGGUGGCAUGGGUAGUGUGGUCUUGACAACUACUCGUGACGAACAAGUGGCUGAAAUAAUGUGCCCUAUUGGAGCUUACAAUCUCAAAGCUUUGGAAGAUAAAUUCAUAAAGAAAAUCAUCGAGACAACAGCAUUCAGCCGUUUCAAGAAGGCAGAGGAAAGGCCUAGCGAGUUGGUGGAAAUGGUUGAUGAGAUUAUGAAGAGAUGUGUUGGUUCUCCUUUAGCUGCAGUAGCACUAGGCUCUGUACUGUGUACCAAGACCAGUAAGGUAGAAUGGGAGGCUAUAUCAAUCAGCAGCAACAUUUGCAUCGAGGAGACAGGAAUCUUACCAAUACUCAAGCUCAGUUACAAUGACUUGCCGUCGCAUAUGAAGCAAUGCUUUGCUUUUUGUGCUGUGUUUCCCAAGGAUUAUGAGAUUGAUGUGGACAAGCUGAUCCAACUAUGGAUUGCACAUGGCUUCAUCCAGGAAAAGCAAGUUCCUCUUGAAACAAUUGGCAAACAGAUUUUCCAUGAGCUUGCCUCAAGGUCAUUCUUUCAGGAUGUGAAACAAGUCCAAGACUGUGUUGAGGAAAUUGAAUACAAUGGCUUGUUUUAUUCCAGAACUACAUGUAAAAUCCACGAUCUUAUGCAUGAUGUUGCACUUUCUGUAAUGAAAAAGGAGUGUGCAUUGGCAACUAAGGAACCAGCCAAGAUUGAAUCUUUUGUCACAAGUGAGGAACCAAGUCAGAGUGAGUGCCUUCCGAACACAGCUCGGCAUUUAUUUUUGUCAUGCAAGGACCCAGGAAAAAAAUUGAAUAGUUCUCUGGAGAACAGCUCUCCAGCCAUCCAAACACUUUUGUGUGAUAGCUAUAUGAGUAGUUCAUUGCAACAUCUAUCAAAAUACACCUCUUUGCAAGCAUUACAACUUUGUUCAGGUAGUAGAUCAUUUUCGCUGAGAGCAAAACAUCUACAUCACCUGAGGUACCUAGAUCUCUCAAGAAGUUAUAUCAGAGCACUUCCUGAAGAUACGAGCAUUCUUUACAACCUGCAAACACUUAACCUCUCUGGCUGUAAAUCUCUUGAAACACUUCCGAGACAAAUGAAGUAUAUGACUGCACUGCGUCACCUUUACACUCAUGGUUGUCCACAGUUGAAAGGCAUGCCUAGAGACCUAAGAAAACUCACAUCCCUACAGACACUUACAUGUUUUGUAGCAGGUAGUGGCUCUAAUUGCAGCAAUGUUGGAGAGCUCGGGAAUUUAAACCUCAGUGGUCAACUAGAUUUACAUCAUCUAGAGAACGUGACAGAAGAAGCUGCAAACCUUGUAAUGAAGAAACUAACAGAACUGACAUUCAAAUGGACUGUUGGACCGGAUAACGUUGUUGAUGAGCCUAGCAGUCAGGAUGAUGCAAAAGUGCUCGAGAAUCUCAAACCUCAUAAUGGACUACAUGCCAUAGGGAUACACUCAUAUGGUGCCGCCACCUUCCCGACAUGGAUGACUAUGUUGCAAAAAAGCGUAGAGAUCCAUCUUUUUGGUUGUAGAAAACUGCAAUUGUUGUUCAGCAGUGGCCGUGAUAAUGAAACCUUCGCAUUUCCAAAACUAAAAGCGCUUACGUUGCAUGCUCUUGACUCUUUGGAAAGAUGGUGGGAGAUAGAUAAUGACAAGAUGCACACAGAACAGAUGUUUCCUCAGCUUGAGAAGUUGUCCAUUAGUCACUGUGAAAAUUUGAAAGCAUUGCCCGGACAACCGACCUUCCCUAAGCUUCAGAAUGUUCAUAUUAAGAAAUGUCCACAGUUGACAACUACAGCUAAAUCACCAAAGCUUAGUGUAUUGGACAUGGAAGGACGUGAGGUAGAGUUGUUCUUGUGGGUAUCGAGACAUAUGACUUCAUUGACCAAUCUGGAACUGACUAGCAUUGAACAUAGUACAGAUACAACCUCGAUGGGGGCUGAGAAUAGUUUGAAGGAAGUGGUGAACGUCAAGAAGAAUGGGAAUGAUCAAGACUUUCCUCUAGAAGUUUUGAAGUUAAGAGACUUCGAGUCAGCUGUAAGUAUAACAGAGCUGUGUGCAUGCUUUGUACACCUUCAAGAUUUGUCAAUUGUGAGGUGCCAUACGCUCGUCCACUGGCCAGAAAAAUUGUUCGAAGGAUUGGUAUCCUUGAGGAACCUUCUGAUUCGGCAAUGCGAUAAUUUGACUGGAUAUGCACGAGCUUCUGCUGAGCCAUCAACAUCAUCAGAAACCAGUCAGCUCCUGCCACGUCUAGAGUCUCUAAUGAUAAGGAGAUGUGGAAACUUGGUUGAGCUCUUCAACGUCCCUGCUUCUCUCAGGACAAUGCACAUUAAUAGUUGCAGUAAGCUUGAGUCCACAUAUGGCAGGAAGCAGCAGCAGGGACAGCCAGUAUCAUCGAUUUGUCAAGGGUCAUCCAGUAUAGAAGAAUUAUCAUUAUACAACUGUGAUGGCUUAACAGGGGUCCUCUAUUUUCCCCCGUCCCUCAAGAGACUAGAAAUUGUUAAGUGUGGUGGGUUGGCAUCUCUGAAAUCCUGCUCUCCCGAGCUCCAAUCCUUGGAGCACCUCCACCUUUGGAAUUGCAAGACCCUGGAAUCCCUACCGGAUGUGCCGCAAGCAUACUCAUCUCUCCAACAUAUUUGCAUCAGCGACUGCCCUGGUAUGAAGACGCUCCCUGCAAGCCUGCAGCAACACCUUGGCAGCAUCCAGGAGGAACACAUAGAUGCCCAUCUUUAUGGAAAUAAGCCAAGGCCUAUGCUGCUGAAGCCCAAGACAUGGAAGUAUGUCUGCAAAGGUUGAAGUACUGUUCCCAAGGACUUGGAGGAGAUCCUGUCUGCGAAGAAUUCUUCCAGCACAUACAGACGGAAGAAGAAGAGAGAUCACUUGGAGUGGAACUAUUGUCUCGCAAGACCCGCCAGGAUCAUACGCCUACAUGAAUGCUGUUGCCAUGCUGAGUUGCAAGAUCAGUAAUCAGAAGGUGCUUCAAACACGUACUAUUGUUUUAUCCCCUGAAAGAGGUCUUGUUCGAACAAUUAGUAUUUGUAUUUUUGCGCUUAUUUACCUACGGUCUGUUAUAUGAUUGUACUUUUUUCUUUGAACUGGCAAGGCGACUCUCUUCCCUGGCACUGUCAGUUCCUUUUGGGUCUAAAUUAUGCCGGUAUUUGCUUUGGGUGCUUUUCCCAGGAGAGGUUACUUGUUGUCUUGUUGACUCGGUUUUCCGUAUGUCUUUCCGACAGUCUCUGUAUGACUUAUGUGUAUAACUUGGUAACUCAACAUUUGCUAUAUAUUAAGUACUUGUAAAUACAUGAACUGUUAUUUA